Messenger RNA from Perognathus longimembris pacificus (Pacific pocket mouse), 1048 nucleotides. It is a transcript of the gene Fam241b, whose product is annotated as family with sequence similarity 241 member B. The coding region runs from base 113 to 478 and encodes 121 amino acids. Gene Ontology annotation, cellular component: intracellular membrane-bounded organelle. The record is from RefSeq and is a predicted model, not a curated record. Lineage: Eukaryota; Metazoa; Chordata; Mammalia; Rodentia; Heteromyidae. The transcript has 2 exons.
GAGCAACAGCCAGAGACUAAGAAUUCAGGGUCACUGGGGAGUCGGACCUCUGGGCCCCUGGCUGUGCAUUGCAGGUGUCCAGGAAUUGUAAGGACCCACUGCUCCUGGGAGGAUGGUGCGGAUCUUGGCCAAUGGAGAGAUCGUCCAGGAUGAUGACCCCCGCGUGAGGACCACUACGACACAGAGAGGGAGCACUCCUCGGCAGGGCUUUCUCAACAGGGGUCAUGGUGCCCCUCUAGGGGGGCCUGGGCCCCGCCAGCAGCAGCAGGCAGGUGCCAGGCUUGGUGCUGCCCAGUCCCCCUUCAAUGACCUCAACAGACAGUUGGUGAACAUGGGCUUCCCCCAAUGGCACCUGGGUAAUCAUGCCGUGGAGCCCGUGACCUCCAUCCUGCUGCUCUUCCUGCUCAUGAUGCUUGGGGUUCGUGGCCUCCUGUUGGUGGGCCUUGUCUACCUGGUGUCCCACCUGAGCCAGCGGUGAUCACUGGGGCCAACGGGGAGUGUGUGAGAGGAACUGGCUGGUGUGACAGUCGGCACAGGGGGAGGGGCCGGGGGUGUGGUGUGGGCUUUCUCAUGGUAUUAAGCAUGAGGCAGAGAGAGACCUAGCCUAGCAUCUCUCAGUUAUGGAAUGGGUACCCUAGCUCUCCUGAGAUCCUAUUGGGGGGUAUAAGGGCUCCAUUUAAGAGAUAAAGGGCAAGAAUUAGAAAGGAGUUGUUCCAAUUUAGUCCUUUUUAUGCCAAGAAGGAAGUCUCAACAUGGUGCUGGUGUGACUUCCCGCCUUCCUUAGGAGCAGGUCAGGCUGAGGGCGAGUAGGAGACCUUUCCAGACUUUUAUAGCACUGUUUUGUUCUAAUGGUGUAUUUGUACUGGCUACCUUUUACUUAUGACAAGGAGACCUGGCAUUCUGUUUGUUGUGAUAUUUUCAAUAAAUAAGUCAACCAAUGGGCCAUGUGAAGAAGUUGUUAGAUGACCCUACAGUUCCACACCGGUCGGGAAGAUGAGGUAAAGGUGGUUUGGGAUUGGUUGGGAUUGUAGAGAAGGGCAGCAACUGG